UAUCGAACGUGUUAUCGAGCCGUUUGUUUACGCACGUGUUGUAUUUGAUUUAAUUUAAUUUUAAUUUGUAUUUAAACGCACAGAGAGCAGGUAGCAAAUGGACAGCGACGGUGACGACUACGUGAUGAGCGGCUCCGAGCAGGAGCACGAUGACGAGGAGCGCGAAAUACUCGAGGAUCUGCGCAAGCAGCGCAAAAAGCGACAUGAUCCCGUCCAGGAAGUGCUCGGCUUCAGUGAUGACGACGACGAGGAGGAGCAGGAGGAUGUGGCGGAACUGAUGCGCGACAGUGACAUCGAGGGCGCCGAGGACGAUGACCGCGAUCUGCCCAACACCAUGGACUGGGGCAGCAAACGGAGCACGUACUACAACACAGACUUUGUGGACCAGGACUACAGCAGCUACAAUGCCCAGGAGGAGGAGCAGGCACGCGCCGAGGAGGAGGAGGCCAAAAAGAUCCAGCUGCGCCUGGCCAAGCGCAUGAGCGAGGCCGAUUUCCAGCUGGACAAUGUACAAGCGGCGCCCGCGGGCAGCAGUGACGACAACGAGCUGGGCCAUAUUACCAAAGUGACCAGCGAUCUGGCCGGCCUGUCGGCACGCGAGCGACGACAGCUGUUGCACCGUGAGUCGCCGGAGUUCAUCAUUCUCACCCAGGAUUUUCAGCAGCAUCUGGACGAGAUGAAGGACCUAUUAAAACCGGUGCUCAACUACGUUCGCAAACACGAUGUGCCCAUGGUGCCGGCGCUGCAGUACGCCAGACUAUGCCACACCGUGCUCACCACCUACUGCUCCAAUGUGGCCUUCUAUCUGCUGCUCAAGGCGCGCCGCAUCGACGUCAAGGUCCAUCCGGUGAUUAAGCGGCUGGUGCAGCUGAAGGACCUGAUCGAGGAGCUCAAGCCGCGCUACGAGGAAUACAUUCGACCGCAGCUGGAGGCGCUGCUGGAGAGGAUUGAAGAUGGCGAUACAUUCACCGUGCUCGAUGUGGCACAGCGCAAGGCCAAGCUGCAGAUACUCAACAAGUACAACGAUGGGCAGCAGGCGUCAGCGAGCUCCGAUGAUGAUUAUGACGAUGCUGACAGUAAGGAGAAGGAUCUGGAAGAGGAGGCUGGGGAGGAGGAGGCGGAGGAGGAGGAGGAUGCGCGACGCGGCAUCACCUACCAGAUGGCCAAGAACAAGGGCCUCACGCCGCACCGCAAGAAGGAGCUGCGCAAUCCGCGCGUUAAGCAUCGCGGCAAAUACCGAAAGGCGCUCAUCCGGCGCAAGGGAGCCGUGCGCACGGUGCGCAAGGAGCUGCAGCGCUACGGCGGCGAGAUGUCCGGCAUCAAGGCCGGCGUCACGAAGAGCGUCAAGUUCCGCACCUAGUUGUCAUCCAAUAAAUCCGCCAGUUCAUUACUUUAA
Drosophila sechellia is the source of this 1396-nucleotide messenger RNA. It is a transcript of the gene Sas10, whose product is annotated as UTP3 small subunit processome component Sas10. The transcript has a single exon. The record is from RefSeq and is a predicted model, not a curated record. NCBI's taxonomy places the organism in Eukaryota, Metazoa, Arthropoda, Insecta, Diptera, Drosophilidae. Gene Ontology annotation, cellular component: small-subunit processome; nucleolus. Gene Ontology annotation, biological process: maturation of SSU-rRNA from tricistronic rRNA transcript (SSU-rRNA, 5.8S rRNA, LSU-rRNA). The coding region runs from base 98 to 1360 and encodes 420 amino acids.